Molecule: messenger RNA, 5243 nt
Organism: Betta splendens (Siamese fighting fish)
Lineage: Eukaryota; Metazoa; Chordata; Actinopteri; Anabantiformes; Osphronemidae
Gene: scaper
Product: S-phase cyclin A-associated protein in the ER
Exons: 31
Coding region: 358-4710 (1450 amino acids)
Molecular function (GO): zinc ion binding; nucleic acid binding
Source: RefSeq, a predicted model, not a curated record
UCUGAUGCAGAGCAGAGGAGAGAAGCUGUAAAUAUAGGAGGCUACAUGCAGUGGAGAGCAGGAAAGAGUGGCAGGCAGACGGACAGGCAACAGCAGGCGGUGAACUGGGCCUGACAAGACGCUGCUAACUCAGCAGAGGCACUGAGAGCUCAGGAUAGAUUGCAGACAGAAUAGUCAAAGCGAAAGGCAGGGCUGGCAGGCAGUUGUGCCGCUCAGUCGCCACUGGGAGAGGCAUGGACACAGCUGGGCAAGUCGUGGCGGUGGUGACUGGACAGUAGGAGUCUAUUUUGGUCCCCCUCGUCAGAUGACGAUGUGCUCGUGAGGGAGAACAGGUUGCCUGAAGUGGGCUGCAAAAGUAUGUCAGGGCUGGACAAGGACGAGGAACCUGCUUACAGACUCUACUUCUAUUCUGCUUCUUUUCAGCGCUCCAACAGCCAUGACAAAGUGCGCAAGAUAGUGGCUGAAGAGGGCCGCGCUGCUCGAAACCUCAUAGCCUGGAGUGUGCCGCUGGAGAGUAAAGAGGAGGAAGCAAAGUCCAAAAACAACUGCAGCGGUAACUCCAGAGGUCAAAGGAUCCAUUCUGGACAGCAGAGGAAUAAGAAACAGAAUGUCGUGGAAAAUAAGGGCAUAGCUGGUGUGUUGUUGGACAAAGGGGCAGAGAAAAGCCCCACCAAAGCCAGGCAGCCCCGCAAGGUGGAUCUGCGAGCACGCUACUGGGCCUUCCUCUUUGACAAUCUGCGGCGCGCUGUGGACGAGAUUUAUGUUACCUGUGAAUCUGAUCAGAGCGUCGUAGAGUGCAAGGAGGUGUUGAUGAUGUUGGAUAACUAUGUGCGAGACUUCAAAGCUCUCAUAGACUGGAUCCAACUUCAGGAGAAGUUGGAGAAAACGGACGCCCAGAAUAGACCCACCUCUUUAGCUUGGGAGGUGCGUAAGAUGUCUCCGGGCCGCCAUGUAAUACCCACCCCCUCAGCAGAUAGAAUGGUUCCAUCUCCAGGUGCCCGCCGCACCCUCAACUUCAGUGGCCCCACGUCUACACUGGCUGCAACUCGGCUUUCUCACACAGGACCCAGUUGGGCAGACCGAGUCAAGUGUACUCAUUCCGUCCCUAGCUCCAGUCAACCGACCACAUCCUUGGUAGAAAAACCCUGUAAAAAGGAUGCUGAGGGCUGGGAGACCGUCCAGCGAGGCCGAACUGCCAAGCCUCGUUCUGCUGCCAUGGUUGCCAAGGUCAGUCCUGUCUUGGCUCGAGUCAACCCGAAACAGGACCACACGAAGGGUAACCAGUCACAUGUGCCGCCACAGGGACAGCCACAACUGCACCCUGCUUGUCCUCCGGCCAAGGACACGACCCAGACGGACACUGGACAGAAAGUCCCUGUGGAGCCUAAACCCCUGGAGGAGGUUGGGCGUCCUGAGAACAGGGACAUGAUGGAGCCCCCAGCAGAGACUGCACGAGAUUUGGAGCAGUGUGUUGACACAUCCUGUGAAGACGCGCCUCCCACCAUAGCAGCUCAUACCCCUUCCCAAGUCCCAGAGCCCACCCCAUCCUCAGCCACAACCCCACCAACAGACAUUACCCUGUCAGUCCCAGUCCCCCCUCCGACCUGCUCCCCAUCCCCAGAUCCUCCACAGAUGGAUGGGCUUGGUGCACUGGCUUUGGGGGACAGUGUGGCUGAGGGGGGCGCGUCACAGGGCAUGGCCACAUCUGCUCCAGGACAGGCAGAGACUUCCAUGGCAGCGCUGAAACUGGAGAGUGUGCUGGACCCCACAGAGCUUUCUACUCCACAGUCCAUGGCAGAGGUCCUGGCUAAGAAAGAGGAGCUCGCUGACCGACUGGAGAAGGCAAACGAGGAGGCGAUCGCCAGUGCCAUAGCUGAGGAGGAGCAGCUGACCAGAGAGAUUCAGGCUGAAAACAAUGAUCUGGAGACUGACAACGAAAGUGACUUCUCUACUGGCAUUGGCAACGGAGGUUGUGGACUAAAUAUGGACUGGAGUGACAUGUUGGCAGAUUAUGAUUCACGGGAGACGUGGCGUCAAAGCACCUCGUGGGGGGACAUAGUGGAAGAGGAACCUGCUCGUCCUCCUGGACAUGGGAUUCAUAUGCAUGAGAAACUGUCCUCACCAUCACGUAAAAGAACUAUUGCAGAGUCAAAGAAGAAACAUGAGGAGAAACAGCUGAAAGCACAACAGCUGAGGGACAAACUCCGGGAGGAAAAGACGCUCAAAAUGCAGAAGCUUUUGGAGAGGGAGAAGGAGGUAAGGAAAUGGAAGGAGGAGUUGUUGGAGCAACGUCGAAGGAUGAUGGAGGAAAAGCUGUUACAUGCCGAGUUUAAGCGAGAGCUGCAGCUUCAGGCGAUUGUGAAGAAGGCCCAAGAAGAAGAUGCCAAGGUGAAUGAAAUAGCUUUCAUCAAUACUCUGGAAGCCCAGAACAAAAGACACGAUGCCCUUGCCAAGUUAAAUGAAUAUGAGCAGCGACUUAAUGAGCUGCAGGAGGAGAGACAGAAGAGGCAGGAGGAGAAGCAGGCCAGAGAUGAGGCCGUGCAGGAGCGUAAACGGGUCCUGGAAGCUGAGCGGCAGGCGAGAGUAGAGGAGCUACUAAUACGGAGGAAGGAGCAGGAGGCUCGUAUUGAACAGCAGAGGCAGGAAAAGGAGAAAGCCAGAGAAGAUGCAGCAAGGGAAAGAGCCAGAGACAGGGAAGAACGCCUGGCUGCCCUCAGUGCUGCCCAGCAGGAGGCCAUGGAGGAGCUACAGAAGAAAAUUCAGAUGAAGCACGACGAGAGCAGCCGUAGGCACAUGGAGCAGAUCGAGCAGAGGAAGGAGAAGGCUGCUGAGCUCAGCAGUGGUCGACAUGCUAACACAGACUAUGCCCCCAAACUGACACCAUAUGAGCGCAAGAAACAGUGCUCCCUAUGUGGGGUUGUGAUCACCUCAGAGGUGCACCUGUUCAGCCACACCAAGGGCAAGAGGCACCAGCAGGCGGUGAGAGACGGCAGCAGCAUCCAGGGCCGGGAGCUCUCUGAUGAGGAAGUGGAGCAUCUGUCCUUAAAGAAAUACAUUGUGGAUAUAGUGACGGACAGCUCUGUUUCUUCAGAGAGCAUAAAGGAUGGAGAAGAACGUCAGAAGGCACGGAAGAAGGCGAAGAAGCUCCGGGCCCGGAUGAACUCCAGAGCAAAGGAAUAUGAGACGUCAAUAGAGACAAAGUCACAGGUCCCUGACUCCCCAUACAAAGCCAAGUUGCAGCGACUGGUGAAGGACCUGUUAAAACAGCUGCAGGGCCAGGACAGCGGCCAGUGGGCCACCAAUAAAGUGUCUGGUCUGGACAGAACUCUGGGAGAGAUCUCUCGCAUCUUGGAGAAACAGAACAAUGCAGACCAAGUGGCCUUCCAAGUGGGCGGCGGCCUGUCAACUCUGGAGCAAAUUCUCCAGGUCAUCACCGCUGCCUCCACACCCACCGCAGUCCCUCGCAUUCCUCUCAAAUCUCUCUGUGCCGCUGUAAAUUCCUACUACCUGGCAUGUUCCUGCUGCCCCUUCAACUGCUCGUACGUGCUGUUCAGCAACAAGAUCGCUCUCCUCAUGGACCUGCUGCUGCAUCAACUGACUUUGUAUGUCCCAGACGAGGACAAGUCCAUUUUUGGACGCAGUGUGAACAAGCAGGUCUUUGAGGGCUUGACAACGGGGCUGCUGCAGACCACUGCGACCAUCCUCGGGUCCCUGUUGCCACAUAUGUCGGAAUGUGGACAAGGUGAAAACAUGUGGAUUUCCUCCCCAGAUGCCAAGGUCAAAAGCUCUGCCUCGGAGUCCUUCAACACUCGCGCACAAGACCUAAUCAGUUACAUGGUAAAUAUGGGUUUGAUCGACAAGUUGUACGGCUGCUUCCUGUCUGUCCAAGGGCCCGUGGAUGAACACCCCAAGAUGUCCUCGUUCCUCCAGCAAGCCUCCGCUCUGCUGCACAGCGUGUGUAAGCUGUGCUUUGUCGUAACUGGACGUGCCCCCAGUAUAUUUGACAACAAACGCCAGGACCCGACCGGACUUACAGCCUUGCUGCAGUCCACGGACCUCGUGGGAGUGGUGCACACCCUGUAUUGCAUCCUACUGCACAGUUUCUUGCCGGAGUCGUCGUCCCAAAGUCAGGAACCCUACAGCGCUGGGGUCAUCCAGGUGGCUCUGCAAGGCAUCCGCUUCCUCAACAGUUUUGCCUUGAUCGACCUAUCUGCUUUCCAGUCUGUUCUAGGAGCUGAGGGCCUGUCUCUAGCUUUCCGGCACAUUGUCAGCUCUCUGCUCUGGUACUGCAGCCAGCAUUCCUCUGAAGAGCUUCUGCACGAAGUCAUCAUCUGUGUGGGAUACUUCACGGUUAACCACCCUGACAACCAGGUGAUAGUGCAGUCUGGCCGCCAGCCCAGCGUGCUGCAGAAACUGUGUCAGCUGCCCUUCCAGUACUUCAGCCACCCGCGCCUCAUCCGAGUGCUCUUCCCCUCGCUCAUUUCGGCCUGCUACAACAACCCGCACAACAAGGUGAUCCUGCAGCAGGAGAUGAGCUGCGUGCUGCUGGCGACGUUCAUCCAGGACUGUGCUGCUAACGAGAAAGACACCGACAACAAGGCGAAGCAAGGAGUUUACCAGCUGCUGGAUUACUGCGAGUUGUCCAACCGCUUCCCAAGAGAUCAGUGGGACUCUGCGCUGCAGUUCUUUCUCAAGAAGCAGGAGGAAUGAUGGAGGUUGCACACUGCUCAGAAUGGAGAAGCACAAUACAAACACUACAAAAGGGACUGAGACGCGUCCGUGUUUCUCUGUUUCUGUUCCCUUUUUACUGACUUCAGAUCUACGUUCUUCGAACUGUCAAAUGUAAAGUUUGUGAAGCCUUUUUCGGUGUUUGCUGCCUCAUAAGAAUUACUUUGCACACGUGUUUUUGUACGUUAACAGUUCCGUUGUGAAUGUUAGAUUCUCUUUAAAACAGUGACAACAUAAUUUGAAAUAUAAUGUAUUUAAACUGUAAUAAUUUGCCAAAUAUUUUCAUCAAUAUUAGGUUAAUUUAUUGUAUGUGUCUCAUGUGAAUGAAAAAUAACUAUUCUACAUUAUGCUAGUUACAGUUUAUGUGAUCUGUUUGAAUAUAUGUUCAGAUUUCUAUUUUUUAAGAUCACAUCUUUUCCUUUUCUCUCUUCAUUUAAGAGAAACAUGAGAUUAAUAUAAGUUAUUGUAUAAUUUACCUUCAUCAUAUAAAAUAAAAGACUUUGUUAUUCACUGUC